UCUUCCUGCACCCAGCAUGAGUGAACUUUCUAGACAUGGGUCUGCAUUUAAAGUGUUCCUAAACCCCGGACCCGGCAUUCACUAUAUCUGGUCUCCCAGGACCCUGCAUUCACUAUAUCCGGUCUCCCAGGACCCGGCAUUCACUAUAUCCGGUCUCCCAGGACCCUGCAUUCACUAUAUCCGGUCUCCCAGGACCCUGCAUUCACUAUAUCCGGUCUCCCAGGACCCUGCAUUCACUAUAUCCGGUCUCCCAGGACCCUGCAUUCACUAUAUCCGGUCUCCCAGGACCCUGCAUUCACUAUAUCCGGUCUCCCAGGACCCUGCAUUCACUAUAUCCGGUCUCCCAGGACCCUGCAUUCACUAUAUCCGGUCUCCCAGGACCCUGCAUUCACUAUAUCCGGUCUCCCAGGACCCUGCAUUCACUAUAUCCGGUCUCCCAGGACCCUGCAUUCACUAUAUCCGGUCUCCCAGGACCCUGCAUUCACUAUAU
This is a messenger RNA of Staurois parvus, 490 nucleotides long. Lineage: Eukaryota; Metazoa; Chordata; Amphibia; Anura; Ranidae. The record is from the annotation of a GenBank genome assembly.